Messenger RNA from Otolemur garnettii (small-eared galago), 1761 nucleotides. It is a transcript of the gene HSD11B2, whose product is annotated as hydroxysteroid 11-beta dehydrogenase 2. The record is from RefSeq and is a predicted model, not a curated record. The transcript is spliced from 5 exons. NCBI's taxonomy places the organism in Eukaryota, Metazoa, Chordata, Mammalia, Primates, Galagidae. Bases 1 to 1218 code for a protein of 405 amino acids. Gene Ontology annotation, molecular function: oxidoreductase activity.
AUGGAGCGCUGGCCUUGGCCGUCGGGCGGCGCCUGGCUGCUCGUGGCUGCCCGCGCACUGCUGCAGCUGCUUCGUGCAGACCUGCGUCUGGGCCGCCCGCUGCUGGCGGCGCUGGCGUUGCUGGCCGUGCUCGACUGGCUGUGCCAGCGCCUGCUGCCCCCGCCGGCUGCACUCGCCGUGCUGGCCGCCGCUGGUUGGAUCGCUUUGUCCCGCCUGGCGCGCCCGCCGCGCCUGCCGGUGGCCACUCGCGCGGUGCUCAUCACCGGUUGUGACUCUGGUUUUGGCAAGGAGACAGCCAAGAAACUGGACUCCAUGGGCUUCACGGUGCUGGCCACUGUGUUGGAGUUGAAUGGCCCCGGUGCCCUAGAGCUGCGCGCCUGCUGUUCCCCUCGCCUAAAGUUGCUGCAGAUGGACCUAACCAAGCCAGCAGACAUUAGCCGCGUGCUGGAGUUCACCAAGGCCCACACCACCAGCACAGGUCUAUGGGGCCUGGUCAACAAUGCGGGUCACAAUGAAGUGGUGGCCGAUGUGGAGCUGUCUCCAGUGGCCACAUUCCGCAGCUGUAUGGAGGUGAACUUCUUUGGUGCACUGGAGCUGACCAAGGGCCUCCUGCCCCUGCUGCGCCGCUCAAGGGGUCGCAUCGUGACUGUGGGCAGCCCAGCAGGAGAUAUGCCUUAUCCGUGCUUGGGAGCCUAUGGGACCUCUAAGGCGGCCAUAGCGCUGCUCAUGGACACAUUCAGCUGUGAACUCCUUCCCUGGGGGGUCAAGGUCAGCGUCAUCCAGCCUGGCUGCUUCAAGACAGAGUCUGUGACAAACGUGGGCCAGUGGGAGCGGCGCAAGCAAUUGCUGCUGACCAGCCUGCCCCGAGAGUUGCUGCAGGCCUAUGGCGAGGACUACAUUGAGCACUUGCAUAGGCAGUUCCUGAACUCACUACGCAUGGCAGUGCCUGACCUCAACCCGGUUGUAGAUGCCAUCACAGAUGCACUGCUGGCAGCUCGGCCGCGCCUCCGAUAUUACCCAGGCCGUGGCACGGGGCUCAUGUACUUCAUCCACCACUACCUGCCUGAGGGCCUGCGGCGCCGCUUCCUGCAGACCUUCUUCAUCAGCCACUGUCUGCCUAGGGCACUGCAGCCUGGCCAGCCUGGCCCUAACUCUGCCCAGGACGCAGCCCAGGACCCAAACCCAAGCCCAGGCCCUUCCCCAACAGUGGCUCGGUGAGCCAUGUGCACAUAUGGCCCAGCCACUUGAGCACAGGAGGCUCCAGGAGCCCCUGGUCCUCCACUGGGCAUUAUGACCCCCAUGUCUGCCCUAGAGCUUGGCCUAAAGAACCCCAGCACCCUACUGCCGCUGCCUAGUCCAGGCCCAGUGAGGCUGAGGUUUUCCUGUGAGCCUUGGGGCCUGUCCACUGCUUCGUGAGCCCACAGACCCUCCUGGGCACAGUGCUUUACCCUGAAGCUUAGAAAACUCAGUUUUCUAAGGGCAAUUUAGUGCAAGACUUCACUGUAGCCUGUGACAGGACCCUGCAGAUAGUACCUCUGCAAAUUAAGGAGUGAUCAUGUGGGUUGGGACCCCCUGAGGAUUGUUCCUUGGCACCAGUGCCUCAGUGCUGCAAUUGAAGGGUGAAUCCCAACUGUCUCUUGACUGGCUCAAGAAUUCAGGCCCCAACUACCCACUCCCAAGCCCCUCAAGCCACAGGGAAGCUAUAUACCCUACACUUCCCAAUUGUCACUUUUUAAAUAAAGACAAACUUUAUUUCUCCUA